CCGCAGCGUCUUACAGCGGCUUCCAGUGUAUUGUGAUGUGAAUUUUAAUGACCAUACACGAGGCGAUGCGAUCAUUCUUACGGUCUUAAUCGAUCUGAAAGGAAGUUAAGUGAAGAGCAGCAUGGCAGAGCUUCCUGAUGAACAAGACAUGCUAUCCGGACAAGAUGUUGAUGUUGCACUUUUUCCUAACCCUCUACCAGCGCCUCUUUGGAGGAGAAUGGGAAGCGCCAGCAUUACAGCUGUAGCAUAUCUUCUUUUAUAUAUCAUUUCUCAAGUUACAGGUUUGUGGGUUCUCUAUAUGCUUAAUGGAUACCCAGCCUUCUCAGCAGCCUAUAAAGUGUUGGGCCUCCUUCAGUACAUUCUGUCAAAUGGGGAAUCCUCUGAUCAACAGAUGGAGAUUUGGAGAGUUGAGUGUGUAUGUCCACUGUUAGCAACACUGUUCCUUGGAGUAGUUAUCCUUGGCACUGGAGCAUUGUUCUGCAUUAGAACAUUGGUGCCAGGGAACUCCACUGGCUUCCAUGAUGACCGUCGCCAAUCCAUGAGCAGACAGCCGUCCUUUACUUACUCAGAAUGGACUGAUGCCAAGCAAGAAGAUUUUUAUGAGCUGGAUGCAGUUCCUGAGACCCCUGUCUUUGAUUGCUUCAUGGAUAUAAAGACAGAUGGUGACCCCACUACCCUCAAGGUCAAACCAGUGGGCUUGCAGGAAAGGAGAGGUUCAAAUGUGUCUCUGACUUUGGAUAUGUGCACACCUGGCACCACAGAACCAUAUGGAAUGCUACUGUCUCCUCGAGACCAGAGUACACAAGAGUACUUGGAGAAUGCAUCCAACCCUCUGACACCAGCACAACUACAUAUGCGUGCUCUGGAUGAUGCUGUUCUACAAGCUGAGUUCUAUGAAGCACCUAUGAACUUUGUGGACCCAAAGGAAUAUAACAUUCCAGGUGUAGUGAGGAAAAAUCGCUACAAAACUAUCCUGCCAAACACGCACAGCAGGGUUUGCCUUCAAGGAACAAAGGAUGAUGACUUUCUUAGCACAUACAUCAAUGCUAACUACUUGAAGGGCUAUGGUGGGCAAGAGAAGGUGUAUAUUGCCACUCAGGGUCCAACUGUAAACACUGUGGGAGAUUUCUGGAGAAUGGUGUGGCAGGAACACUGCCCAAUCAUUGUUAUGAUCACCAAUAUUGAGGAGAAAAAUGAGAAAUGCACAGAAUACUGGCCAGAGGACAAUAUGACCUGUGAAGGCAUUGAGAUCACUGUCAAACAGUUCAUUCAGGCUGAUGACUACAGUCUGAGGAUCUUUACUGUGAAGCAUGAAGGUGAGGAGCGCAGUCUCAGGCACUACUGGUACACAUCAUGGCCAGAUCAGAAAACUCCAGAUAAAGCUCCACCUCUUUUACAAUUGGUCCAAGAAGUGGAGGAAGUAAGGAAACAGGCUUCACCUUCAAGUGGCCCUGUCAUUGUUCACUGCAGUGCAGGAAUUGGCCGCACGGGCUGCUUUAUUGCUACGGCUAUCCUGUGUGAGCAACUUAGACAUGAAGGAGUAGUCGACAUCUUGAGAACUACCAGCCAACUACGCUUGGACAGAGGUGGCAUGAUUCAAACAGCUGAGCAGUACCAGUUUGUGCAUCAUGUUCUGAGCCUAUAUGAAAGACAGAUGACUUGGAGACCAGAAGAAUAGCAUUUGCCACAGCAUAUCCUUACCCACUAUCAGUUCAUCAACACUUUACAUCUGCCUGCAGAAGACAUCAACAAGUCCAGCAUCUGUUGUGCUCCUGCUAGACUGUAUAACAGUAUAAUUUGUUGUUAAAUGUUGGGUUAUGUGUAAACCUGCAAAACUUAAACUCAGGGCUUUUACUCCCCAAGCUGCUUCUGUGUCAUCAGAAUCAGUACUAAUUCAUAAGGCAUGCUCUCAACUAAACUUACAACAUUAAAACAGGCCUAUGCCUUAAUGAUGCUCCCACCCCAUAUCAAUUCUGACCCUGGCCUGUGGCCUAAAGAUAAGAUGUAAAAAUAAACUUAUCACUUCAGUAGGAACACCUGUAAACCUGCUCAUUUAUGCAGUUAUUCAAUAAGCUGAUCAUGUGGCAGAAGCAUAAUGCAAUAGGUCAUAGUUUAAGAUAUUAAUUUUCAGGUAAUGUUUACUUCAAAUAUCAUGCACAACAACAUAUAGAGUUUUUACAGAAUUGUGUAAAAAAACAACAAAAACCUUGUCUAUAUAAUCUGGAUAACCAGAUAUGUUUGGGCCGACAGUAUAUAGUAAAUACAAGAAGCAUUCUCUGCUACUGUGGUGAGCAGAAAAACAUAUCAUAGAGCACAGCACAACAAACUUUAAGGUGGAUGGGCCGAAACAGCAGACGACCACACCAGGUUCAACUCCUUGUAUUGUGCUACUGACAUAUGAUUGGCAGAUUAGGCAACAGUGUAAAUGUACAGGUGUAUAGAGUUUCCUGGUAAAAUAAAUGGUGAGGUUACAUUUUUUAUUGUCAAAUUGCAGUAUUAAUACUUAUUGAGUUAGUAAGUCAUAUGUUUUGAUAGCCUCCCUAAAACUACUAUGAAGUGCCUUGAAACAGUAUACAGCUCCGAUUACCUUUCAGUAUACUUUUAAAAUUUAUAUAAUUAA
Molecule: messenger RNA, 2620 nt
Organism: Clarias gariepinus (North African catfish)
Lineage: Eukaryota; Metazoa; Chordata; Actinopteri; Siluriformes; Clariidae
Gene: ptpn5
Product: protein tyrosine phosphatase non-receptor type 5
Exons: 13
Coding region: 122-1678 (518 amino acids)
Biological process (GO): protein dephosphorylation
Molecular function (GO): protein tyrosine phosphatase activity
Source: RefSeq, a predicted model, not a curated record